Molecule: messenger RNA, 1563 nt
Organism: Bipolaris maydis ATCC 48331
Lineage: Eukaryota; Fungi; Ascomycota; Dothideomycetes; Pleosporales; Pleosporaceae
Molecular function (GO): FAD binding
Source: RefSeq, a predicted model, not a curated record
AUGAGAGUUAAGAGUCUGCUUCCCUUGGGAGCCCUUACCGCAAGGACAACCGCCCAAGACAGCAACGCCAUCUUCGAACCCAAGACUUCAACGUCACUGCAGCCCUCGAAAAAAUCGUGCACAGCCCUAUCUAUACUUUUCGGUCCCGAUCAAGUUCUACCUGAAAACGCAACUGCGUACAACAACUUUACAAGCUCAUACUGGUCAGUCCAACAAGGCGCACUUCGUCCCUCAUGCGUAUUUAAGCCCAAGUCGACGCUAGAUGUGUCUACUGUAGUUCUCGUCUCAAGAUUGUACCAGUGCUCCUUCGCGGUGAAAGGUGGCGGCCACGCAGCGUGGGCUGGGGCUUCUAGUAUUCAAGAUGGUAUCACUGUUUCAAUGGAGAAUUUCAGGAAAGUAGAAGUAGCGUCGGAUAAGCAGAGCGUGGAUAUUGGACCGGGGCUUCGCUGGAUAGAUGUGUAUACUGCGAUUGAAAAAGACGGGCUUAGUGUUGCAGGAGGUCGGAUGGCACCAGUCGGCGUGCCUGGUCUUCUUCUAGGAGGGGGAAUUUCUCAUUUCGCCAGCAAGCGCGGUUGGGCUUGCGACAAUGUAGCAAGUUUCGAGCUGGUGACUGCCUCGGGCAUUCCCAUUGAUAUCAGCAUAUCAUCCUACCCUGAUUUAUAUUGGGCGUUGAGAGGCGGAGGCAACAACUUUGGAAUUGUGACAAAUUUCAAGCUAGACGCUUUCCCGCUGAGCGACAUGUGGGGAGGUCAGCGCGUCUACUUGGAGAACUCUUUUCCCGCUGUUCUCGAUGCGAUUCACGAAUUCACCGUGAGGGGAUCGGUCAAGGAUGAAGAUGCUGCACAGAUUGUUACAUUCGCCAGCGCCCCAGGCAUCAGCAAAGUCGCCUUCGCAAACUUGCACUACGCCAAACCAAUUGUCAAUGCCCCAGUCUUUUCUAGCUGGGACAACAUCACCGCCAUCCAGGACACCACCGGUCUCCGCCCAAUGUCAGGAAUGGCCAAUCUUCUCAACGAAGGGGCUCCCGGACCAGGCGCCUACCAAACAUGGUGGGGAAUCAGCCUGAGGAUGGACAGACAAUUACUCGAUUUCAUAAUCGAUACAUUCUACACCCAAGAAGCCGCCAUCGCCGACGUGGAAAAGAUGCUGCUCAUCAUGGCCAUCCAGCCCAUUACCAAAAGCGCAAUCAAAGCCAUGCAAAAGAACGGCGGAAACGCCCUGGCCAUCGAUGCCUCCAACGGUCCUUACUUGAUUCUAAAUUUCAACGCUGCCUGGACCAAACCCAAAUACGAACCAAGAUUCCACGCCGUCAUUGCCAAUAAAAUCAAGCUCAUCAAAGCCGAGGCCCACAAGCGAAACCUAGACAACCACUUUGUGUACUUGAACUAUGCGUCAGAGUUCCAGGAUCCGAUUGCAAGUUAUGCCAAGGAGAAUAAAGAGAGACUGAUACGGAUAUCGAGGAAACAUGAUCCUAAGCACGUGUUUCAGUAUUUGCAGCCUGGUGGGUUUAAAUUGGUCAAGGGGGGGGGGGCGCCGGAUGGGAAUAUGCUGAGUGUAGUGUGA